Gadus morhua (Atlantic cod) is the source of this 8718-nucleotide messenger RNA. RefSeq names its product citron rho-interacting serine/threonine kinase a (gene cita). The coding region runs from base 118 to 6492 and encodes 2124 amino acids. Gene Ontology annotation, biological process: protein phosphorylation. The record is from RefSeq and is a predicted model, not a curated record. NCBI's taxonomy places the organism in Eukaryota, Metazoa, Chordata, Actinopteri, Gadiformes, Gadidae. The transcript is spliced from 49 exons. Gene Ontology annotation, molecular function: ATP binding; protein serine/threonine kinase activity.
AAAGUUAACCGGAAACGAUGCGGACAGAGUAGUCAACCUACCUAUUAUCUCUAUCUUUAUAGGAGCGAUAUCAUAUUAUUUAGAUGGAAGUUUGUGUCAUACAUCAGUGAAAAUAUCAUGUUGAAGUUCAAGUACGUGAGCCAAGGCAGCCUGAAGAUGGUGCCUUGCUCUACGGAUCCUAUCACAAGCCGUAGCUCCCGGAUCAACCACCUCUUUCAGGGUCGAAUUAGCUUGUGUGGACAAGAGGAAAGAUGCAAUUUGGGCCGGGAGGAGUUUCUCGAGGCACUAUUGGUGCUCUAUCAAGAGUGCACCUCUCCCGACCUAAUGAAGAUGCAACACGUUAGCAACUUUGUCCACAAAUUUUCUGAGGUAGUCAUGGAGCUGCAGGCUCUGCAGCCUGGGCCACAGGACUUUGAGGUGCGAGCAGUAGUGGGUCGUGGUCACUUUGCCGAGGUUCAAGUAGUAAAAGAGAAGGCUACCGGCGAUGUGUGUGCCUUGAAAAUCAUGGACAAGGAGGUCUUACGUGUUGCAGAAAAUGUGGUGUUCCACGAAGAGGAACGAAGGAUCCUCUCCCUCAACAGCAGCCCCUGGAUCCCUCAGCUGUUCUACGCCUUCCAGGACACAGAGCACGUCUAUCUGGCUAUGGAAUACCUGCCAGGAGGCGACCUGAGUUCCCUGCUUAUUAGAUAUGAGGAUCAGUUCGAUGAGUCCAUGGCUCAGUUCUACCUGGCUGAGCUGGUGGAAGCCAUCCACAGUGUCCAUCAGCUUGGCUACGUCCACAGAGACGUGAAACCGGAGAACGUUCUGAUCGAUCGUACCGGCCACAUUAAGCUGGCAGACUUUGGCUCUGCUGCCAAGCUGAACUCCGAUAAGAAGGUGGUGGCCCCUGCGGCCCUCGUGGGCACCCAGGACUUCCUGUCCCCCGAGGUCCUGUCCGCUAUGAAGGGGGGCCAACCCGCCCUCUACGGGGUGGAGUGUGACUGGUGGUCCCUGGGGCUUAUAGCGUACGAGAUGAUCUACGGAAAAUCCCCCUUCUCCGACGGCACCUCCGCCAAGACCGUCCACAACAUCCUCAACUUCCAGCGGUACCUGAAGUUCCCAGAGGAGGUGCGCGCCAGCAGGCUCUUGGUGGACUUGGUGCAGAGCCUCCUGUGCGGAGCCCGCGAGCGGCUGGGCUACCAGGGCCUGCGCUGCCACGCCUUUUUCUCCAGCACCGACUGGAACAACCUGAGACAAGUCCUCCCGCCUUUUGUUCCGAAGCUGCAAACAGAAGAUGACACCUCUAAUUUUGAAGAACCGGAGCAGGCAGCCCCCCGGUCUGCCCCUGCUGCCCAGCGAGGAGCUCAGACAGCGGGCUUCAAGGGCCACGAUCUGCCCUUUCUAGGCUGGUUCUUCAGCAGGGCGUUGACAGCGCUCGCCAAAGCCGAGUCUGUGUCGGCUGGCAUCAACUCCCCUGCCAAGACCAACUCCAUGGAAAAGAAGCUACACCUGAAAAGCAAAGAACUACAAGAAACUCAAGACAAAUGCCACAAGAUGGAUCAGGAGAUCUCCAGGUUCCAGCGUAAGAUGACCGACCUGGAGUCCGUGCUCCACCAGAAGGAUGUGGAGCUGAAGGCCUCGGAGACCCAGAGGACCAUCCUGGAGCAGGACCUCGCCACCUACAUCACAGAAUGCAGCAGCUUGAAGCGCAGCUUGGAGCAGGCCCGGGUGGAGGUCUCCCAGGAGGAUGAUAAGGCCCUGCAGCUGCUCCACGACAUCCGAGAGCAGAGCAACAAGCUGCAGGAGAUUAAGGAGCAGGAGUACCAUGCCCAGCUGGAGGAGAUGCAGGUCACCAUCCGGCAGCUGGAGGAGGACCUGUCGGCGGCCCGGCGCCGCAGCGACCUCUACGAGUCGGAGCUCAGGGACUCCAGGCAGACCAGCGAGGACCUGAAGAGGAAGGCCGUGGAGUACCAGCAGAGGAUCCAGAAGGCUAAAGAACAGGGCAAGGCCGAUGUAGAGGAGCUUCUCUCCAAACUGGAAAAGACAAAUUCUGAUCAGCAGCUGAAAAUCCAAGAGCUCCAGGACAAACUUUCCAAGGCGGUGAAAGCCAGCACAGAGGCCACGGAGCUGCUGCAGAACAUCCGCCAGGCCAAGGAGAGGCUGGAGCGAGAGCUGGAGCGCCUCCGGGGCAAGACGGAGCCCAGCGACACGCUGAAGCGCCGCCUGAGGGAGACGGAGGAGGGCAGGAAGACCCUGGAGAACCAGGUGAAGCGGUUGGAGAUGGUCGAGCGGCGGGAGAACAAGCUGAAGGACGACAUCCAGACCAAAUCCCAGCAGAUCCAGCAGAUGGCGGAGAAGAUCCUGGAGCUGGAGGAGAACCUGAGGGAGACCCAGGCCACGGCCCAGCGGAUGGAGACCCACCUGGCCCAGAACGAGAGGCUCUAUGAGGACAAGAUCAAGGUUCUGGAGGCUCAGAUGAAAGAGGACCUGGUGGACAAGGAGAGCCUGGAAACCAAGCGGGCCCAGCAUGAGCAGGAGGCCCGUGAGAAGUUCAAGCUGAUCAGCGAGCAGAAGGCUACCAUUAACGCCAUGGACUCCAAGAUGAAGAACCUGGAGCAGCGCAUCUCCGAGCUGUCGGAGGCUAACAAGCUGGCGGCCAACAGCAGCAUCUACACCCAGAAGAACAUGAAAGCCCAGGAGGAGAUGAUCUCGGAGCUGCGGCAGCAGAAGUUCUACCUGGAGUCCCAGGCGGGGAAGCUGGAGGCCCAGAACGCCAAGCUGGAGGAGCACCUGGACAAGAUGAGCCAGCAGGAGCAGACCAAACGCAGCCGUCUGGUGGAGCUCGAGACCAGGCUCCGCGAGAUGGGGCUGGAGCACGAGGAGCAGAAGCUGGAGAUCAAGCGGCAGGUGUCGGAGCUGACCCUGUCGCUGCAGGAGCGCGAGUCCCAGAUCAGCGGCCUGCAGGCGGCCCGCCACGCCCUGGAGAGCCAGCUGUCCCAGGCCAAGACGGAGCUGGAGGAGACCACCGCAGAGGCUGAGGAGGAGAUCACCGCGCUCAGGUCUCACAGAGAUGAAAUUCAGCGCAAAUUUGAUGCCCUGAGAGACAGCUGCUCAGUGAUCACGGACCUGGAGGAGCAGCUGACCCAGCUGAGCCAGGAGAACGCCGAGCUCAACCGCCAGAACUUCUACCUGUCCAAGCAGCUGGACGAGGCGUCGGACGAGAGCGAGGACCGCCUGCAGCUCAGCCAGGAGGUGGACCGCCUCCGCAGAGAGGUGGCCGACCGCGAGAUGCACCUCAACAACCAGAAGCAGAACAUUGAGACGUUGAAGACGACGUGCAGCAUGCUGGAGGAGCAGGUGGUGGAGCUGGAGUCUCUGAAUGACGAGCUCCUGGAGAAGGAGAGGCAGUGGGAGGCCUGGAGGGGCGCGCUGGAGGACGAGAAGAGCCAGGCGGAGAGACGCACCCGGGACAUGCAGAGGCUGCUGGACAACGAGAAGCAGAACAGGUUGCGCGCCGACCAGCGCAGCACCGAGUCCCGCCAGGCCAUAGAGUUGGCGGUGAAGGAGCACAAGGCUGAGAUCGUGGCGCUGCAGCAGGCCCUGAAGGAGCAGAGACUCAAGGCCGAGAGUCUGUCUGAUACGCUCAACGAUCUGGAGAAGAAGCACGCAAUGUUGGAGAUGAACGCCCGCAGUCUGCAGCAGAAGCUGGAGACAGAGCGGGAGCUCAAACAGAGGCUGAUGGAGGAGCAGGGGAAGCUGCAGCAGCAGAUGGACCUCCAGAAGAGCCACAUCUUCCGCCUCACGCAGGGCCUGCAGGACGCCCUGGACCAGACAGACAUGCUGAAGACGGAGAGGACGGACCUGGAGUACCAGCUGGAGAACAUCCAGGCCGUGUACUCCCAUGAGAAGGUGAAGAUGGAAGGGACUAUUUCCCAGCAGACCAAACUCAUUGACUUCCUCCAGGCCAAAAUGGACCAGCCAACAAAGAAGAAAAAGGGUAUAUUCGGGAGGCGCCGGGAGGACGUGGGCACCACCACCAACGGGGCCCUGAUGCCGCUGCCCCCGCCGCCCCCCAUGCCCCUGCAGUACGGGGACAUGAAGCUGGCCCUGGAGAAGGAGCGCUCCCGCUGCUCGGACCUGGAGGAGACCCUGCAGAAGAUGAGGAUCGAGCUGCGCUCCCUCAGGGAGGAGGCAGCCCACUUCAAGGCCCAGGAGCACGCGGGCCCCUCCACCCCGGCCCAGGCCCGGCAGCAGAUCCUCAUGUCGGCCAUCGUCAAGUCCCCCGAGCACCAGCCCAACCCCAGCGGCCUGCUCAACCCCUCCACGCGCUGCAAGGAGACGGCCACGCCUGAGGAAAAGAGGAGGGUCACCUUUGAGAAGUUUGGCCGGCGCGUGAAGGAGAGGAUGCACCACAACAUCCCCCACCGCUUCACCGUGGGCCUCAACAUGAGGGCGGCCAAGUGCACCGUGUGCCUGGACACGGUGCACUUUGGACGGCAGGCCGCCACGUGCCUAGAGUGCCACACGCUGUGCCACCCCAAGUGCUCCCCGUGCCUGCCGGCCACCUGCGGCCUGCCCGCCGAAUACGCCACCCACUUCUCAGAGGCCCUGUGCCGGGACAAGGCCAACUCCCCCGCCCUGCAGGUGAAGGAGGCCAGCGGGCACGUCCGCCUGGAGGGCUGGAUGAAGCAGCCCAGGAACGGGAAACGCGGGCAGCAGGGAUGGGAGAGCAAGUAUGUGGUGCUGGAUGGAACCAAAGUGUCCGUGUUUGAUGGCGAACCCAGAGAGGACUGUGCCAAGGCGGAGGAGGAGUUUGAGCUGUGUCUGCCUGACGGGGAGGUGAGCGUGCACGGUGCCGUGGGCGCCUCGGAGCUCAUCAACACCGCCAAAUCAGACAUCCCCUACAUACUGAAGCUGGAGUCCCACCCUCACACCACCUGUUGGCCCGGUCAGACCCUCUACUUCAUGGCUCCCAGUUUCCCAGACAAGCAGCGCUGGGUGGCGGUGCUGGAGUCUGUGGUGGUCAGUAGCCACGCCUCCAAGGACAAAGGGGAGACUGAGGCUAAACUACUGGGAAACUCUCUUCUUAAGUUGGAGGGCGAUGACCGUCUGGACAUCAACUGCACUCUGCCACUCACCGACCAGAUCGUGCUGGUUGGGUCUGAGGAGGGUCUGUAUGCUCUGAACGUGAUCAAGAACUCUCUGACGCACAUCCCCGGCCUGGCCUCCGUCUUCCAGAUCCAGAUCCUGAAGGAGUUGGACAAGCUGCUGAUGAUCACAGGAGAGGACAGGGCUCUGUGUCUGGUGGAGAUCAAGAGGGUGAAGCAGUCUCUGUCCCAGUCCCACCUGCCAGCCCAGCCCGACCUCAACCCCUACAUCUUUGAGACGGUCAAGGGGUGCCACCUCUUCUCCUCUGGCAAGAUUGAUAACGGAAUGUGUAUUUGCGCCGCCAUGCCCAAUAAAAUCACCAUCCUGCGUCACAACGAAAGCCUCAACAAGUUCUGCAUUCGAAAGGAGAUCGAGACCUCAGAACCCUGCAGCUGCAUCCACUUCACCGGCUACAGCAUCGUCAUCGGCACCAACAAGUUCUACGAGAUAGAGAUGAAGCAGUAUGUGCUGGAAGAGUUCCUGGACAAGAACGACGUGUCGCUGGCCUCCGCUGUAUUCUCGGCCUCCUCCCACAGCUUCCCCAUCUCCAUCAUCCAGGUCACCAAGGCCCCUCAGAAGGACGAGUACCUGCUCUGCUUCCACGAGUUCGGUGUGUUCGUGGACGCCUACGGCCGCCGGAGUAGAAACGACGACAUCAAAUGGAGUCGUCUGCCCCUGUCCUUCGCCUACAGAGAACCCUACCUGUUUGUGACCUACUUCAACUCGCUGGACGUGAUCGAGAUCCAGGGGCACGCUGCUCUCGGACCCCACUCGUACGCCCACCUGGACAUCCCCAACCCGCGCUACCUGGGCCCGGCCAUCUCGUCGGGGGCCAUCUACCUGGCCUCCUCCUACCAGAACAAGCUGAGGGUCAUCUGCUGUAAGGGCAACCUGACCCAGAGCCAGGAGGCCGGCAGCGACCUGCAGCGCAACGGCUCCGGUCGCAGUCCCAACAAGCGCGGACCCCCCACCUACAACGAGCACAUCUCCAAGCGGCUGGCGGCCAGCCCCGUGGUGCACGGGGACCCCGGGACCCCCCACCGCUACCGCGAGGCGCGCACCGAGUUCCGCCGGGACAAGUCCCCCAACCGGCCCCUGGAGAGGGAGAAGUCCCCCGGCAGGAUGCUGGAGGGCCGCAUCGUGGGCUCCCCCGGACGCGCCAUGGCACAGGACCCCCGCCUGGACCGCUCCCCGGGCCGCGCCAUGGCCCAAGACCCCCGCAUGGAGCGCUCGCCCGGCCGCAUGAUGGACGUCCGCCGGGAGAGGUCCCCCGGCCGCUACGAGGAGCGUCAGCGGCUCCACACGGGCUCCGGACGCACGCCCAUCAACCCCGUCAACAAGGUGUGGGACCAGUCGUCCGUCUGAGCGUCUGCAGCACCAACACCACCACCACCUCCACCACCACCACCACCGUACUCAGCGCAUCCGCCCUACACCCAGCUCUUGAUCUCUGCAAGUGGGGGGAGGGGAGGCCGAGGGCGGGAGCGCAGUUACCCCCGGCAACAGCACAGACGGCACGAUGAAACACUGCCACACAAUGUUUUAUCUGAGAGGGAGAGAGCGAGUGAGCGAGAGACACCCACAGGACAAGCUGCUCGUCGAGAGAGCGAGACGACUGCGGUAAAACACAGAUGUCAUUGGAAUCAGGUUGUAUAAUGUCACUAGCUUCACCUGCUGGGUGGUGGUUGACAGGGCGUAACGGGUCUCCCGGCCUUCGGUCGCCCCCUGCAGACGUCAUGAAGGACUCCCAAUAAGCACAGCUGUAGCAACCCUAUUUUAAUAAUACAUACAAGGAAAAAAAACAAUGCCAAAAUGCAAUGGGUUCAUCAGACCAUUAGGCACUUUUAAAAUGCAAGAGGUGGACCCUAAUGAAAGCGAUUCGUAUGAUUUGAGCGUUUUCUAUCCUUCUCCCCGUCCACAAACCGCUGACAGUCGUGUCGGCAGCUCUGUGAGGCUCUUGCUCCAGCCAGGCCCUGACACGGCUCGCACACGCAUCACAGUCAACCUAUCCCAAACCCCCGUCUCCCCCUGAAGACGGCUGUAUGGUUUGGAGACGUUGAAAGGCUUGGCUGGAGCAAAAGCGUCACAGAAUCCCUGCCUUGUUCAUGCCACCCCAACCCCUACCCCAACCAUACCCCACCCUACCCCACCCCCCCCCCCCCCCCCCCCCCCUAUCCUUGGAAGAUGUCUGCCCUGGCAAAAGGCUGCACCGUCCCUCCGCUACAGUCGAACAGGACCUUUCUUAGUCGUCAGAGCGCUCUACUUUGUUUGUACAUAGGCAGACUUAAUUUUAUACGUACUGAGAAGGAAUUUCAAGGCCGGAGAGGCCGUGUCUAUUUUUGUUAAAGAAAACAAAAAGUGAUUGUUAUGUGUCCUCUUGAAUGUCAAAAAUUAAUAUUAUUUUAAAUAUAUAUGUUCCGAUGUCUUUGAAUCAAGUUAGUGAUUUUAUCUUGAAUAUGCACUUCCAUCUGUCAAUGGCGAAUAUAUAUGCUAGCUAUGAGGGAGGGGAACGGGGUAAAACAAAAAAAAUCAUGAGUGAAGCUUACAACAUAGUAGCAUUUCUUUCUGUACCAUGCUCCUCGACAUUGUAUAUAGCCCAAAUUGUUGUUAAAAGUCGAAGAUGAACAUAGUAUUUGUUUUUACUGAAUGAUAAACGGCAUGGGUAUGUAUAUCUGAGGUGAGGGAGAGAGCUGCUUCUGCCUCGUCUAGGGUGUGUCGACACUCUCUCUGAUCACUAAGAAGCACGCUAAUCAAGGGAAGUGACUUUAAGACAUGCAUUGAACGCCCCGAUUCUCUUCUAUUUGAUUCCAGUUUAUCCUGUGCACCUUAGCCACAUGCUGAAGUAAUGCCAUUUUUAUUUUAAUGUAGGCACAAUUCAUUUGAUUCAAUGAAUUGUUAAACGCAGACCAAUUCCCUAAAAAAGAUCUUUGACCCAUGUCAAUCAAUCAAUCAAUCAAUCAAUCAAUCAUUCCUAGUAUAUAUAUAUAUAUACUGUAGUGUCCAUGACAAUGAUCCACCCAAUCACUUAUAAAUUAUCAUCAAAUGAUAUAUUUGAUCUGUAUUUUUUCCUGUUGAAUAUGAAAACGUGAGGUGCCAUUGCUUUAACCAUGCCCUGUGUUUGUACGCCCAACCCCACAACUUUUCAUUUCAUUUCUAGAAGGGAACAUUUUGAAUGUACCAAAGCCUGGAAGACUGACGACCGGUGGUCAACAUGUGUCCGAUCAAAGGCGACCCCAUCACUACAGAUUGCACAACUGCUGUAAUGGUAUUCUGUUAAGACGUCAUUCCUGUAUUUGAAGGGGGGCUAUCCGUUCCCUUAGGUGUCGCUGGGGGGGGGGGGGGGGGGGGUGUAAACAGGGGUGUAAACGGAUGUAAAUCUGUUAAGUAUUCUAAUGUAUCUGUUGUCACCCUGCAAGGAGGCUCAGCGACACUCACAAGACUCGGCAUCCCUUUAGUUCGAUUUGUCUUUAUCUUUUCUUUUCGCUCCAUGACAAAAAGCUCGAUAUGAUGUUGAUGUUUGCUGACGGACGUUUUAUUAGCGUCCAUUGUAGAGUUUUUGUCACAGAAUAUAAAAUAUUAUACCCAAUUGUA